UUGAGACUUUGUGCUGUGGAAAGCAGAGACCACAAACAACCGUUGUGGCGUGAUAAGAGCCAUGAGUUCAGAUGUGUGAUAAAUGGAGAGGAGCUGAUCCAUGAUCUGAAAUCAACAAGCAAAGCUUCUGAUCAUCUCAAAAACUGGAGAUGACUUUGCAUGAAAACAUUGACCGAACAAAACACAACCAAACAGCAGUAGAUUCAUCUGUUCCCUCACACCAGACGUCCUGAUUCACACAAUGACUGUAAAAACCAGCAAAUGUGUGUGUCUCCUCUUGCUGGGCCUGAUCCAGCUGAUUCGAGGCUCUCUGGUCAAAACCAACGCUGUCCUGAAGGUGAAAAGAGGUCAGUCGGUGUUUCUGCAGGAGGACGAUCUGCAGUUUCGUAUUCCCAGAGUCAAGGAUUCCUGCAAGCUGGAGGUGGUGCUGAAUGAACCGAUCACACAGCGGGUCGGCUCUCUGACGCCACAGGUUUUUGACUGUCACUUUAUGGCUGAUGAGGUGAAAUACACUCAUAAUGGAUGUCCAAUUUUAAAAGAGGACACUGUUAAACUUCGUCUUUACAGAUUUACAGAGACGGAGACGUACAGCGAGCUCUUCUCUCUCCGUGUUGAAAUCCUGGAGCCUGAAUGUAAUGUGAUUCAGUUCGGAUCACAGCAACUCGUGGUGCCUGAGUUUUACGGCCUCUCGAACGUCCUGGAUGGAAACGUCGUGUCCUUCAAUUAUGAACACAGACACAAUAUUGAGUGCACAAUUCGGGUGACGGGUCUGGAGACGCAUUUACCUGUUCACGGUCAGCUGGUGACUGGAGAACCAGAGAAAGCAGACGGGCCCAGAGGAGAUGAACCCGACAGCUUCGUUUCUCUUAGGAGACAGCUGGAUAAUAAAGCCAGAGCUCACUGUAAGACUGAUGACUGCCUGAAGGGUCUCAAACUGCUGAAAAUCACCAAAGUGCCAUGCAAUGACUUCCUGAUGAUGGGCAUCCGCUACCAGCACACCGACCCUCCGUCUCCACAUACAGACUACAUCUCCAUCAGACUGGACCUCACAGACACCCGGAGCAGGAGCAUAAUACAGUCAGAGCAGGCCUGGAUCCCGGUGACCAUUACAGGCGCUCUCCCCAACCAGCCGCCCAAACCUGCCUUCAUGUCCAUGUUCAUCCUGGAGGUGGAUCAGUUCAUCCUGACUCCUCUCUCCACUGCGACUGUGGACGCGGAGGACGACGAGACGCCCAAGCAGAGGCUGGUGUUCAACAUCACUAAACCCCCCAGUGAAGGCUUCAUUACUCACCUGUCGGACCACACCAAACCAGUGUCCUCCUUCAGCUGGACGGAUCUGAAUGGCAUGCUGAUCAGCUUCCAGCCUCCCAACUCCAGCGCCACACAUCGCAGGAACUACGAGGUGGAGUUUGAAGUGCAUGAUUUCUACUUUGAGAAAAGCCAGCCUGUGACGGUUCACGUGUCCAUCAGGACAGCGGAUACCAAUGCACCAAGAGUCUCCUGGAAUAUGGGUCUCAGUCUGUUGGAAGGUCAGUCUCGCCCAAUCACAUGGGAUCAGCUGCAGAUUGUUGACAACGACAACCUGAAGGCUGUGAAGAUCAUCACUGUGGACGGCCUGCAGCACGGCAGACUCACUGUUAGAGGUGGAAAAGGCUUCAUGUUCACUGUGAACGAUAUUAAAAGCGGCGUCGUGCAUUACCACCAUGAUGACAGCGACACUACUAAAGAUUAUAUAGUCUUCCGGAUCACCGACGGCUUACAUCAAACUAGACACAAGUUUCCCAUCAACAUCCUGCCCAAAGAUGACAGUCCGCCGUUCCUCAUUACCAACAUGCUGCUGGAGCUUUCUGAAGGCCAGACGGCUCUGCUGAGAGGAUCCAUCCUGCAGGCCUGCGACAUGGACUCCAGUGACGACUACAUCAUGUUCAACGUCACUAGAGCUCCACAGGCUGGAGAAAUCAUGAAGAUGCCAGGUCCUGGGAUCACUGGAUACCCUGUGAACCGUUUUCUUCAGAAAGACCUUUUCCAUUCCAUCAUCUAUUAUCGGCACUCAGGCAGAGAGGUGUUUGACGACUCUUUUGAGGUGGUGCUGUCUGACUUUCAUGACCCUCCUAACCUUUCAGAGCCUCAGGUCAUUGUGAUUCAGAUCCAGCCAGUGCCUGAUCAGCCUCCACAAGAAGCUCCGGGUGUAUCGAGACACUUAGUCAUCAAUGAGACUGAUGUUGUCUAUUUGACCAAGCAACAACUGCACUUUGUAGAUUUGGAGUCCCCAGAUAGUGAGCUUACAUACACCGUCACCACCCCACCUUUCUACACCACCACCUAUGGAGGGUCUGAUGCAGGAAGGUUGUUUCUGGUCGACAGCAUCCCCAAAUUUAGCAAAGACUCAAGCGCACCGAUGCUGAGGCUUUUCACUCAGCACGCAGUCAACUACAUGAAAGUAGCUUACAUGCCCCCCAUCCCGGACAUCGGACCGUACCCUCAGCACAUCCAGUUUGUCCUGUCAGUGACCAACCAGCAAGGCAGCACGACCACCGGGAUCUGCUUUAACGUAACUGUUCUGCCAGUGGAUAACCAGGCACCAGAGGUGCAAGUGAAGCUGCUGGUAGUGGAUGAAGGAGGUGAGAUCUGGGUGACUGAAGACCACAUGCAUCUCUCUGACCGGGACUCACUGCAGGACUCAAUACACGUGGAGCUGAAGACUGCACCUCAACAUGGCAGUGUUUAUCUGGACGGCAAACUCAUGGUUCCAGGCCAGACUUUCACUGUGAGGGAUCUGAAAAGCCUAAAAGUGAGAUAUCGUCACGACAGUUCUGAGACAGAACGUGAUGAAAUUAAAUUCAUUGCUACGGAUGGCACAAAUACAGCAGAUUUCAUAUUGCGCAUCAAGGUGACGCUGGUCAACGACGAGGUGCCAGUUUUAGUGGCAGGACUGAAACCCAUGUUGUGGUGUGCAGAGGGUCAAGAAGUGUUUAUUACCAUCGAGUACAUCUGUGCCACAGAUCCAGACAGCGAUGAUCGAUCUCUCAUGUAUAUGAUCGCUCGACAGCCGUAUCAUGGAGUCGUUCAGAGAAACGGCAUCAUUGUAGACCGCUUCAUUCAAGCAGAUCUAAACGCUGGUUUCAUUUCAUACAGACACACAGGGCAAGAGAUUGGGCUUCGUCCACGUCAUGACGUCGUCACCUUUGUGAUCUCUGAUGGAGAAACGGAGCCAAUUUCUCCAUGCUGCAGUGAAAGAGACACAUUAUUCAACCCACAAAACUCUCUGCCUGUUUAUGACCUUAAUAUCACCGUCUAUCCUGUCAACAACCAGCCACCAUCGAUUGCUACAGGUGAGGUGUUUAUGGUGGAUGAGGGUGGAUCAGCCUCCAUCACUGUGACCCAUCUGACUGUUGUAGACCAGGACUCUGCGCCUGAGGAUCUCCAGCUCAUCCUGGUUUCUCCUCCACACUUUGGCUACAUUGAAAACAUCCUGCCCAGUCCAGGAUUUGAAAAGAGCAACGUGGGAAUCAGUAUUGCCUCGUUCACCUACAGGGAUGUGUUGGAUGGACACAUUAACUAUGUCCAGUCCAGACACCAGAGGAUGGAGCCCACCACUGACCAGCUCAUGCUGCAGGUGUCUGAUGGGAAACAGCAGUCAUCUCCAGUCCCGCUUUACAUCAUCAUCAGUCCAACUAAUGACGAGAUUCCAGACUUCCAGACUCAAAACAUCACGGUUUUUGAAGGAGACAGGACAGAGUUAAACUCGUCUGUAAUCAGUGCGGUGGAUUUGGAUGUUCCCCAAGAGCGUCUGAUGUUCAGCAUCGUCCAGAAUCCUCAGCACGGCUCUAUCAUCAGUCUGCCACACAGAAAUCAAGUCUCACAUUACAAGCGUGGAGCUGAGGAGCCUGUCCAGCAUUUUUGCAUGGAUGACCUCAAGAGCGGCAUGACUCUGAUGUAUGUACACGAUGACUCUGAGAGUGAGCAGGAUGAAUUCAUCCUUCAGCUCUCUGAUGGAAAACACAAGCUCCAGAAACACGUGCAGGUGAAAAUACUGCCUGUCAACGACGAGGAGCCGCAAAUCAUCCGGAACACUGGGAUUGAGAUGGAGGCUGGAGAGUCCAGGCUGAUCUCCAGUGCUGUUCUCAGCGCUCAUGAUGAAGAUACUCCUCCUGACCACAUCCUCUAUGUGUUCGAGAGCUUACCGACUCAUGGCGCCAUUCAGAUGAAGGUGGGCUCAGACUGGCUGUCUGUGUCUGCAGGAGUGAACUGCUCUCAGAAGGUGCUGGAUAUGAAUCUGUUGCGUUACCUUCACACCGCUCAUCCCGGAGAACCCACUGCCGAUUUCUUUGUCUUCCACCUGUUUGAUGGGAAGAACCGCUCUCCUCCUCAGCACUUCCACAUUACAGUCAAACAGCUAGAAAAAGGAGAUAUAGCGCUGUUCCUGAAGCCUGUGCGGGUCAGUCGUGGAGAUCGUGUGGUUUUUACUACAGACGUCCUGCUGUCUGUGGAUGGUGCUGACCAGCCGGAGGAGCUGCUAUAUGUGAUCACUGCACCUCCAGCUCAUGGACACGUGGAGCUUAUCAAACACAGCGGAGUGCAGAUUCAGUCCUUCAGUCAGCUGGACAUCGCAGCAAACCUGGUGUGUUACGUCCAUGAUAACAGAGCCACGGCACCCAGAGAGAGCCUGCAGUUCAUGGUCAGCAAUGGGAUAUCAACUCGCAACGGGACCCUGGAGAUCUUAGUGGACCUGACGGAUAAAGUUCUCCCCACACUAGUGCACAACAGCGGCCUGCGGGUUCCUCAGGGCUCCACGGUUGUUUUAUCCACUGCUGUUUUAUCCCUGUCUGACCCCGACAGUCCAGCGUCCACCCUGAGCUACAGGCUGAUUCAGACCCCUCAGUACGGACAGUUGCUCCUGAAGGGGCAGGCGCUGGUUGCUGGAGCUCAUUUCACCCAGCAGGACCUGCAGGAUCUGGACGUCACCUACAAACACUCUGGAGGAGCUUCUCAGAUAGACCGCUUCACUUUCACAGCCUCAGACAGCACAGAUAGAGGAUUCCUGCUGGACGGGAGAGUGCAGACAGAGCCCGUCUUCUUCACACUGCAGAUUGAAGCUCUGGACAGCUCCGCUCCACAGGUGGCAGUGCUGGAAACCCUGUGGAAAGUGGAGCUCCUGAAAGAUGGCCGCUACGGGAUCUUCAUUUCCUCCAGGGAGCUGAAGGCUGAAGAUACAAACACUGCAGAUGCAGAUCUGACCUUUCACAUCCUCAGAGCUCCAUACAUCGGCUAUCUGGAGAACCACACCAGCGGUGAGUUUGUGAGGCAGCGUUUCUCUCAGAUGGAUCUGAACAGAAGGAAUAUUCUCUACGUCAUAAACUCCGCUCUGGACGCUUUAUCUGACAGUCUAGAGUUUGCCGUGUCUGACGCACUGGGCAACACCGGACUCUCUCACAAAUUGAACUUCAGCUGGGCCGGUGUUGAGCUGACCAGGACUCAGUAUACAGUAUGUGAAAGUCAAGGCUCAGUUUCACUAACCAUCCAGAGGAAAGGAAACAUGCAGGACUCCUCUUAUGUGACCGUACAGGUGAAAGAGCUCACCGCAUCUGCUGGGAAAGACUUUAUACCAGCUUCAUCUCUGAUUCAGUUUGACCCAGGGGUGGCCAGUCGAGUUUGGAAAGUGGAGAUUGUUCAGGACUCAUUGGAGGAAGCGGAUGAGAAAUUUGAGGUUAGCUUGGCGUCUCCUGUAGCUGCGGUGCUGAAGGACAAUUCAAGAGCCACAAUCUCCAUUAAAGACUCAAAUGGGCAGUGUGUGGAGCGGCAGAUCACAGCGGGCAGCAGUCUUCAGGGUCGUGAGGUUCGUCCAGGACCGUAUCCUCAACACGGCUCCAUCCAGCUGGAGACUUUACCGCUCUCUCCUGAGGGAGUCAUCAGAGGUGAUGGAGAUACAACAGAUCAAGCUCCUGCUGCUCCCAAGAAAAGACUCCGAGUCACUGGGAAUGGGAAAGUAGUUCAGCCUUCUGAAACCAUCCGUCGUGGAUCUGAGCUCAUUUAUAAAUAUCAUGGUUUGGUGUCGAUGGCGGUGGAGGAGGAUGAAUCGGCCUCCAGGACUGACAGACAGGCAGAGGUUCAGGUCAACAGCAGGGGGCAGCAGCAGCGUCUUCUUACUGUCCAGACUAAACCACAGCAAACCUCCAGGCACACCAGCAGCAGACUCCUGCAGCGCACACACACUCAGACGUCCUCCAAGCGCUGUUCUCCAGAUCUCUCAGGUCUCCUGCAUUAUAACCAGAGCUCUGGUCGGCUGUUUCGCUGUAAUGGAGACUCAUGGAGGCCCUGGACCCCCACUAAUGAGACUGUGAAAGCGCAGAGAUGUCCUCAGGGAUGGACGUACCACAGUAAUAACUGUUAUUUACUGAGCUCAGAGCGUAAAGCCUCAUGGAGUACUGCAGCGCGGGCCUGCAGAGAGAGGUUCAGUGGUCAUCUGGUCAGUGUUCAGUCUAAAGCACACAUGGCCUGGCUGUGGGACUUCAGUCAGAGGAAACCCUUUUGGAUCGGUCUGCAUGAUGGAGAAAGCAGAGGCCGAUGGGAGUGGAUGGACGGACAAUCGGUCACGUACACCAACUGGAGACGAAACCCGCCAAAAAACCAGAAGAAGAAGGAGACGAGGAGGUGCGUCCUGGUGUGGAAGAAGAGUCGAUGGCAGAUCCGAGACUGUCAGAGAGGAAAAGGACACCGCUAUGUGUGUUACACUCAACUCCACUGACCACAACAACACUGGGAUGCCUACUACUUAGUGUGCGUCUGUUAGUCAUCAAGUGACAAUGCUGCAGCUGCUUUAAAACACUGCUUCCAAAACUUUACCAAUCGUUUGUUUCAGGUCAGUGGUUCAGACUUGAAGUGUGUAUCAAAUAAAGUCAUGUGAUUUAAGCAAUGGAGGCUUCAUUACGCCAGUGUUUCCCAACCCUGUUCCUGGAGGCACACCAACAGUACAUGUUUUGGAUGUCUCCUUUUUCUGACCCAUUCACUUCAGGUUUUGGAGUCUGUUCUGAUGAGUUGAUUCAGGUGUGUUUAAUUAGGGAGAGUUUUCAAACGUGUACUGUUGCUGUGCCUUCGGGAACAAUGCUGGGAAACACUUCAUUACGUCAUUAAUGCUUCAAAACAUUUCAAAAAU
Molecule: messenger RNA, 7153 nt
Organism: Danio rerio (zebrafish)
Lineage: Eukaryota; Metazoa; Chordata; Actinopteri; Cypriniformes; Danionidae
Gene: frem1a
Product: Fras1 related extracellular matrix 1a
Biological process (GO): cell communication
Cellular component (GO): membrane; basement membrane
Molecular function (GO): carbohydrate binding
Source: RefSeq, marked validated